AUGGACAUACCGGACUUACAAUGCAUCAGACCAUCCCGUCACCAAAGAAGACGAUCUAAAGGAUCAGGAGGGUACUUAGGAGUACGAAGAAGACAAUCAGGACGUUAUGCAGCGGAGAUUACAAACCCUUAUACUAAGAAGAGACAUUGGUUAGGCACAUUUGAUACACCGGAGGAAGCAGCAUUAGCCUAUGACACGUCAUCAAUCACCUUUAGUGGUAUUGACAAAGCUCAAACUAAUUUUUUCUAUAUGUUUCCUCCUAUGCCUUCUCCAUCUCCUCCAAUACCACCUCCACCACCUCCGCUGCCUUCUCCACUACCACCUCCGCCACCUCCUCUAUUGGAGGAGAAGAAGGAAUAUUGUUUUGAGUAUAACUUUGAUAUUAGUGAUCAUGACGAUGAUUGGAUCAAUAUUACCACCAUUUUGCAGAGUUUUGGUCAAUCGAAUGCAUCUCUUUCAUCUUUGAUACUAUAA
This is a messenger RNA of Dioscorea cayenensis subsp. rotundata (Guinea yam), 474 nucleotides long. RefSeq names its product ethylene-responsive transcription factor LEP-like. The record is from RefSeq and is a predicted model, not a curated record. Gene Ontology annotation, biological process: regulation of DNA-templated transcription. Lineage: Eukaryota; Viridiplantae; Streptophyta; Magnoliopsida; Dioscoreales; Dioscoreaceae. The coding region runs from base 1 to 474 and encodes 157 amino acids. Gene Ontology annotation, molecular function: DNA-binding transcription factor activity; DNA binding. The transcript has a single exon.